GUCACUCCCUUUGUUAAAAAUUUUUUUUAUUUCCAAAAAUUGUGUCGCCAAACACGAGGUUCCAUCUUCAAGUCUACAAGACUCCGACAAACAAUAUCAAUGGAAGUAUGAGAUCGUAAACUCUCCAUCAAUUCAUCUUUAUCACAUCAUAGUUCACAAGUCACACUGUCACAACAAUGGCGGCUGCAAAGAAAUCCAUUUUAAUCUUCUUCAUUCUCUUCUUUUUCUUUCUCUAUAAUUCCCCAUCAAUUUUUCUAAAACACCCAUUUCAUCCCAGAGACAUUCUUCCUCUUCUUCCUAAAGAAAUUUCAUGGCCGAUCUUAAAAAGUUUGAACCAGGCUGUUGAUCUUCUUCCUUCUUUUGUUGGGUCUGCAUCUUCUUCUCUUAAUAAUAGCUUACAAUGGAAAGGUGCUUGCUUUUAUGAGAAUUCUGCUUGGCUUGAGUUUAAUAAUGAAAGUGGUACUGAAUUUGGCGGCGGUACCCUCCAUAUUAAGGUUGAUAAAGCCCAUAGCUGGACUUGUAUGGAUAUUUAUGUCUUUGCAACUCCAUAUCGUGUGACAUGGGACUAUUAUUUUUUAUCUCGUGAACAUACUCUGGAGUUCAAAGAGUGGGAAGGAAAAAAAGAAUAUGAAUAUGUAAAAAGUCGUGGGGUUUCAAUUUUCCUUAUGCAAGCCGGAAUGUUGGGGACAUUGCAAGCAUUAUGGGAGGUCUUUCCUCUAUUUACAAAUACUGGUUGGGGUGAGAACUCUAAUAUUGCAUUCCUUAAGAAGCAUAUGGGUGCUUCGUUUGAGGAACGUCCACGGCCUUGGGUUACCAACAUUACGGCUGAUGAGAUACACUCUGGAGACUUCCUUGCUAUAUCAAAAAUUCGUGGGCGUUGGGGUGGAUUUGAAACCUUGGAGAAGUGGGUAACUGGAUCCUAUGCUGGGCACAGUGCUGUGUGCUUAAGAGAUUCCGAUGGAAAGCUUUGGGUUGCAGAAUCUGGACAUGAAAAUGAGGAGGGCGAGGAUGUCGUAGUUGUGCUUCCAUGGGAAGAAUGGUGGGAAUUUGAGCUGACUAAAGACAAUUCAAAUCCCCAUAUUGCACUGCUUCCUUUACAUCCGGAUUUGCGUGCCCAUUUUAACGAGAGUGCUGCUUUGGAGUAUGCAAGAAGUAUGGAUGGGCAGCCAUAUGGUUUCCACAACCUAAUUUUCAGCUGGGUAGACACUGUUGAUCGCAACUUUCCUCCUCCUUUGGAUGCCCAUCUCGUUGCUUCAGUAAUGACAAUUUGGAAUCAGAUGCAGCCUGCAUAUGCAGCAAGCUUGUGGGAGGAAGCGUUGAAUAAACGACUGGGAACUGAGAAUCUCAGUCUUCCUGAAAUUCUCGUUGAAGUUGAAAAACGUGGUUCGUCCUUUGAUAAGCUGCUUACAAUUCCCGAGCAAGAUGAUUGGAUCUACGAGGAUGGAAUAUCGGUUUCAUGUGUUGCUUAUGCUCUUGAAAUAUACAAGGCUGCUGGACUUUUCGGUUCACUAUCUAAUUCCGUUCAAGCAACCGAGUUUACUAUAAAGGAUGCCUAUUCCCUUAAGUUUUUUGAAGACGAUCCAAGUCGCUUGCCAAGUUGGUGCGAUGAUAACCACAAUGAAAAGUUUCCGUUUUGUCAAAUCCGAGGAAGAUACAGGAUGGAACUACCUGGUUACAAUUCGAUUGAGCCGUACCAGCAUAUGAACGAAAGAUGCCCAUCUCUUCCUCCAAAAUACUACAGACCAAAGUACUGUUGACAAUGCGAUUUACACGGGUAGGUUUUUGUGGAAUUUGUAACCUUACAUACUAUUCGGUACAUAGAAUAACAGCGGUGUGCUGGUUGAUGAAACCUGUAAAUAUGAUUCAGUUAGCCAUAUCAUACAGUGUACUGCUUGUACUACAACACGAUUGAUCUGAAAUGCAAUGACACGAGCUUCAUAAUACACAAAAUUUUUGAAAGUAUCAUUUUGUAUAUUGUACCUCACGAUUGUUUCUUUAAGCAAAUUUUUAGAGCCGAGGGACUCUUUUGGCUGCAUCGGUAUGAGUUGCCACUUUUCUUUCUUUUUCAGACCCUGAUCAUAGUUUUCUAUGAGCAGGAUACACUGAGUACGAUGAUGAUGAUGGCGAUUGUUUCUUUAACGAAACUCUUGUUGCUCUUUGCGACGGAAGUUAUGACUACAACAGGGGCAGAUUGCCCGCUAUUGAAGUCUCUAAGCGAAAGAAUUGCGCAUGUAGCAAACACGAAACAGUACACGGUACUCAGUAGGCAAUCAUCAAAUACAUUUCUAUGGAGAAUUAGUAUCUCAGACACACACAUUACAAGGUUUUACAAGAACUUUUACAAGGGAGAAAACAAUCAAAAGUUAAUUUCUCUUCUCUACACGAAUCAAUCUUCUAGAAUAUAUAAUAUAAAUCUUAUGCAGCGGAAAUGCAUUGUAGGGUGUGGAACAGUAAACUGGCGGGUAAAAUUGGCGACGAAUCUCUAUUUAGCCUUGGAUGGAAAAUGGUUGCCACCCGUUGCUACCUUGUAUACAUAGAAGGCGGUCAUGAAAGCACUGCAAAUAAGAUGAACAAGAACGGGAUCAGAAGCUAUCGAAAAAGAAGACAUUAUUAUUAUGGUAAAUGAAGAAAAUUUUACGCUCGAGUAAUUAUAUUCCACAAAAUGAGACAUCGAUAAUUGAGAUGUAGGAUAUUAUAUGGGUGUUUGGCAAAAUAGCUUCUUGUACAGUUUUAGCUUAUUUAGGAACAAAAUCAACUGGAGAAAUCAGUCACUCUCAGCAGUUUGUCGGUUUAUAGCCGUUUGUUGUGUUUAUUUGCGGAACCCUGGAUUUUCUUAAGCAUAAUUUUUUGCAGA
Messenger RNA from Amaranthus tricolor (Joseph's coat), 2854 nucleotides. RefSeq lists its product as uncharacterized. NCBI's taxonomy places the organism in Eukaryota, Viridiplantae, Streptophyta, Magnoliopsida, Caryophyllales, Amaranthaceae. The transcript is spliced from 7 exons. The record is from RefSeq and is a predicted model, not a curated record. The coding region runs from base 177 to 1757 and encodes 526 amino acids.